AUGGACGUUGACGACACCGUGACUGCGCCAGAAGGGACCGGCGUGCCUUCGAGUCAAGUUGAGCCGGACAUAUGCUUUGGAGCGAUAGAUCCAGUUCAUGCCCAGCUUGUCUUGGACCAGUGGCCUACGCUUGAUGAUAUCAAAGAUGAUAUCUCCAAUGAUUACGGCCACUAUCAUUUCAGAAUAUAUCCCAUCAAGAACGAGCUCGACUAUCAGUUGCAAGGUGGCAACGGCGUUAAUAUCGCGGUGUUAGACGUGAAGUCGGCUUCCAUUCUCGCGGACUUGCAAGAAAUCAACGUGUAUUUUGACGGCACUGUUUCCUGCGGCACGAUGAACAAGCGGCCAAAGUUUACCAAAAAGACGCCGAACCGGCGAUUCUCACUCAUGGUGAAUAUCUGCGGGGCGCCGAGCUUGUCACGGGUUGUAUCGUCCAAGCUGCGAGCGAAGUCGAUAUGCCUGCAGCAUCCGCAUUCCCUCCUCAGUGGGCAGGACUAUGUAAAUCCCCAGUACUUUAAGCGUCCCGGAGUGGUUAUCGAUAUGAAACAGUUUGUCGGGGCCACCCUCAAGCUGGAAGCCCGAAGCAGGUGGUGUCUCACGGGGACACCGAUCCAGAACAAGAUCGAGGAUCUCGGCGCCUUAGCCACCUUUUGCGGCUACCGCCCUUUGACAAAAGGGGAAUUUCGAAAGCGCAUUCUAGGGCCUCUCUACUUGGCCAGCAGCCAGGCCCCCGAAGAGUUGCGCACCUACCUCCGAGCCUUUUGCCUUCGCAGGCAUCAUGACAUCCUGGACCUUCCGCUGCCCGAGGAGGUGGAGGUGAGUCUGGCGCUUUCGGAAGCUGAGCGGAGGCUCCAGAUACAGAUCAAAACCGAGUUGAAUAGCGCGCUAGACUUGGCGAAUGCGUAG
Parascedosporium putredinis is the source of this 903-nucleotide messenger RNA. Lineage: Eukaryota; Fungi; Ascomycota; Sordariomycetes; Microascales; Microascaceae. The record is from the annotation of a GenBank genome assembly.